Molecule: messenger RNA, 1606 nt
Organism: Synchiropus splendidus (mandarinfish)
Lineage: Eukaryota; Metazoa; Chordata; Actinopteri; Syngnathiformes; Callionymidae
Gene: kera
Product: keratocan
Exons: 3
Coding region: 144-1175 (343 amino acids)
Molecular function (GO): protein binding
Source: RefSeq, a predicted model, not a curated record
CAGGAAAAGCUCUGGUGUCAUCAUGAGUGGCAGGCUGGCACACGCUGAAUGAAGGAGCUGCAGGUACAAAUACCGGGAGCUGAGCGAGGAGCGCUCAUCGCCGGGGAGCGCGCUUGAAGGAUCCCGUCACCGAGAGCUUGGACAUGAGCAUGGCACUCACUCAUCUCGUCGGAAUCCUCUUCCUGAGCGGGCUGGUUCUGACCCAAGACAUGCCGUACGAUGAACUGGUGGCCCAGAUUCAAGGCUGCCCGAAAGAGUGCACCUGCCCCCCCAGCUUUCCUCGAGCUGUCUACUGCGACAACAAAGGGCUGAAGAGAAUCCCGAGCAUCCCGCCCUACACCUGGUACCUGUACUUGCAGAACAACCACAUCACCGGGGUCCCAGCUGAAGCCCUGCAAAACGCCACGCAACUGCGCUGGGUCAACCUGAACCGCAACAAGGUGACCAGCGAAGGAGUGGAGGCCGGGGUUAUCGGCGCUCUGUCCCACCUGGCGCACCUGUACAUGGAUGACAACCUGCUGUCCAGUGUGCCCUCCCCGCUGCCCGCCAGCCUGGAGCAGCUGCGCCUGUCCCGUAACCGCAUCUCUGAGAUCCCGGCUGGGGCCUUCGCAGGUCUGAAUAAGCUGAAUCUCCUGGACCUCCAGGGAAACAAGCUGAUGGAUGAAGAUGUGACCGAGGUGAGCCUGAAGGGGCUGAACAACCUGGUGCAAAUCAACCUGGCCAAGAACCAGCUGAGCAGCAUGCCUUUCGGGCUCCCGCCCAGCACCACGCAGCUCUUCCUGGACCACAACAACAUCAACAAGAUCCCGGCGGGCUACUUCAAAGGGCUGCCCAAGGUGGCCUUCCUCAGGCUCAACCACAACAAGCUCGGCAGCAGCGGCGUGCCGAAGAACGUGUUCAACGUCUCCAACAUGCUGGAUCUGCAGCUGUCCUACAACCAGCUGACCGAGGUGCCGCUGAUCCCCUCGGGUCUGGAGCACCUCUACCUGGACCAUAACAACAUCAAGAACGUGAACGGCUCCAACGUCUGCCCCUUCGACAUCGACACGGUGGACGACUCCAACGAGAGCACGCCUCGGUUACGCUACCUUCGACUGGACGGCAACGACAUCAAGCCUCCGAUCCCCCGGGACGUCAUCCUCUGCUUCCGCCUCCUGCGGUCCAUCGUCAUCUGAGGCGUGACGGAGGCUCACCUGCCUCAGCAGCGGCGCUAGAGCCUGAGCGCCGGAGACGCUGCUGCGCUGUUAGAGUAGAGAGUUUCCUGUUGUCACUUUGGUGCCUUGGAUCGCCACGGUGGAUCGUCCAAUGAGAUUUUUCUACGCUCAGAGCAGCCCAGCCGACGCAGUGUUUAUUGUUUGGAUCUUGUUUGUUUCAAAGCCAAAUGCUUCUUUAUGAGAUUCAUGUUGAUCAUCUCUGCAUCCUUCAGCAGUCGAGCUAAAUCAUUUUGCACCGAUGAGCUAGCAUUUUCUCAUCCUGUUCAUACAGCACGUUAGGAUUUCUGGUUCCUGCGAACCAAGAACCAUGCAAGAGAUUUUUUUUUAUUAUUAUUUAAUUACUGGUUGCAUCAUAACUGUACAUAAUGAAAUAAAAAAAAGUGCUAAAAGUG